This is a messenger RNA of Ornithodoros turicata, 2867 nucleotides long. RefSeq lists its product as uncharacterized. The coding region runs from base 1043 to 2812 and encodes 589 amino acids. Lineage: Eukaryota; Metazoa; Arthropoda; Arachnida; Ixodida; Argasidae. The transcript has 4 exons. The record is from RefSeq and is a predicted model, not a curated record.
CACGUCCACAAUGUUGUGAUCGGUCAUGAGCGCUGAGGUCAAAGCGCGCCGCUUUACACUCCGCACAUGACAGGACCAGGACAGAGUUGCACGUCUCUUGAGCUCCGUACUUAGUAUUUUCCGCCCAUUACCCGUUACCCAUUACCGGAACUACAUUUCUAUCUAGCUAACCAUGAUAACUAACAAUGAUAACCCGUGAUACUGUGUCCCGCAGACCGUAAUUUUCUGGUAACAACGGCUACAGAGAGCAAUGUCUCCUGUGUCGCUGAAGCACUCUUCAAAGUGGCAUCGGUUUUAGAAAACACAGUACGAAGAUGCAUUCCUGCGUGUGAGUGGACACUGAAAAAUUAUCGUAGCUACCGUGGCAUUGACUUGGUAAGUUACUUUUCCGAAGACGGAGAUGUUAUACGAUUGCCUCGUCUAUGAUUGGCUACCUCCGUGCUACAGGGCCAGUAAGUUCGUUAUUUGAAAAGGAGAAGUGACCUACUUACCUUUGGCUGUGUGCACCUAGCAAGUACGCGCAGGAGUACUAGUGGUAGCGGUAGUAGUAGCAGUUUCGGUUUUACUUCUACUGCGACCUGCUACCGUUUGCAGUAGUCUUGUAGAAGAAGAAGGACGAAUUGGAGGAGGAAAAGAAAAAGAAGCAAAAUCGGAAGAAGAAGCAUUGUCCUGCAUAGUUUGGGGGCCAAGGUACUAGUUCACCACAGUCAAGGCAACGUCUCCUCGCCCAUUCGGCUCGUUUCCAUAACAACGGCCGUCGAAGGACACGAUCGUCAUUGGCAGGUCCGUCAUUUAUGACUACGUCACGUCGACCAGGCUUUGUUUCUGUGGGGCGUUCGUCAAGACCAGAGAGCGCGAGGAAGAAGAAGAACCAUUGAGCACGAUCUUCAGGGCGUCCGUUCAACAGCAGGACUGGGAAGAACAGCGUUUACGACGAAAUACCAAGGUGACCGUAUAUUCGUGGAGGGAACCAAUCUGAACAUCCAGCAAGGACACAAGGUAGGUCAACGUCUGCAAUACGGUAGGAAGCGCCACCACAGAAAUGAAAACGAACAGCGGCGCGAGGAAGCUGAACGCCAGCCCAAUGUUCACGCCGAAGCGGCUAAGCGCGCCCUCCCCGUCUAGAAGUCGAAGCCGUCAACCUCGAGCUCCUGUGAAGGGCGCAAGUGCACAGCUGAGGGCCACAUCUGAUGUGACAGGAGACAGCAACGCUUCCUUAAAAGUGUACGAAGAGUGCCGGGAGAGUCGCUACCCAGCGUUCCCUUUCCCACAAUUUAUUCCUAUACCAUUACCAAUAGGUGGAGGCGGGGGCGCUGUGCCUAUUCCUAUUCCCGUCCCUUUCCCUGUACCAAUGCCGUACCCAGACAAUUCCUAUAGCACAUGGCAACCACCACCCCUACCUUCACCACCUCCUCCGUCCCCUCCACCGCCCCCUCCACCGCCCCUACCUUCGCCACCUCGUUCUCCACCAUCGCCCCCCGCUCAACUUCCUCCCAUCAUCAUAGCAUUACAAUCGCCUCCAGCUGCCACACCCGCGGUUCCCUCAGACAUGCCUUCGCGAACUGAUGUGUCACAGACAGACAUGCCAUCCCGCACGGACAUAUCAGAACUGGUCAAGCUACUUGUAAGCUUCAAGGAAGUUGGACAAAGCUCAACUGAAGUAAAGCCAGAUGAUCAGAAGCCAGGACCUGUCAGCCCUGAACCUGUUCCUGUUCCUGAACCUGUUCCUGAACAACAGGAAACGGGCUCUGAAAAAGGGUUCCACACAUACUUUCAGAAAACCGACACAGACCCCCCUUUGACACACGUCAUCGCAGGCGGCAGCGACAGCAGCACUGACGAAAUAGAGACGUCGUACGUAAGCAGCGAAGAAGAAAGUUCCUGGCGGUUGUACUGCGUGCUCUGCUGUUGCCUUCUCUUGCUCCUGCUUGCUGUGUGUACAUGUGUUCUGUAUUUUCUAAUGCCAAAUCUAUUCGGAAUAUUUGGCGGUACAAGAGAAAAGACCGAAGAAACCACUGCGAACACGUGGCAUAACGGCUGCAACAAUUCGACAGUGCCAUUGGAUCCAAACUGUACGCGGCCGAGGCUGUACCAUCUACCGAGGCAAUUAGAUUUCACGUUAUUACGGCUCGAACCAGAUAACGCAACGGACCGAGAACUGCCGCGCAAAGUCCCGUAUCGUGACAACGGGACGCAACAUGGCGAUAGUAAGCGAGCAGGGACGAAUGAAGAAGGGUCCAGUCAUGUCCCUUGCAUAACAGAAAACUGCCAAAGUGCAACGGCAAUCAAUUUUGAGAAUAGAAGACACCAGCCACUGUCUGAACCUCCGGGCGUCCAAACGGGUGCAGUAACGGGACAGGAGCACUACGGAAAGAAGGCGGCGCAAGAAGGCCCGUACGACGACAGACACCGAGAUUCGAAUGUCCACACGAUCGUCGACACCAAGAGUUAUCCUUCGGAACAUCCCAAAGGGGCGACGGAGGUGUCGGAAGAGAGACUUUGGGGGGAGGCUUCGUUUUCCACCAGUGACGUUUCCGAGCAGCUUCGAAGGAGUGUGACUCUUCAGAAAUGGGGCCACAUGCGAGGAUUUAUAGACGAUGACGAUACGGCACAAACCACGUCCACUGUUGCGACGGUGUCGAGUGAAGGUACAAAUAAUGGAUCACUCGCUCUCGUGACACUGGAAGAGUUUUACAUUCCAACCGCGUCUCGAUUCGAUAUACUGAAGACUGUCCUAGCCAAAAUGUUCAAGAAACGCCAGGAAAUUGCACCAACUGUAGGAACUGAAUCCCUGGAACUAUUAUUUUUGUGAAGCUUUCGCAUAAUCUCUCAAGUGUAAUUUUGUAUACACCAUACUUUUAUGCAUA